Pygocentrus nattereri (red-bellied piranha) is the source of this 2104-nucleotide messenger RNA. RefSeq names its product tRNA methyltransferase 2 homolog B (gene trmt2b). Gene Ontology annotation, biological process: RNA processing. The transcript has a single exon. Gene Ontology annotation, molecular function: tRNA (uracil(54)-C5)-methyltransferase activity, S-adenosyl methionine-dependent. The record is from RefSeq and is a predicted model, not a curated record. The coding region runs from base 290 to 1702 and encodes 470 amino acids. NCBI's taxonomy places the organism in Eukaryota, Metazoa, Chordata, Actinopteri, Characiformes, Serrasalmidae.
UGUGAGCUACUGCACUGCACUACGAGGAAAGAGGCAGAAGAUUGCGGGGUCGCUUUUUAUUUCUCCUAAAGUUUACUGUGUCCAAAAUGCCGAAACAUUUCUUAGACACGAAGGCUGUUUGCCCGAGCGAGUAUAGUGUACCCAGAUUUCCCUGAGGACUGGUAUCCAAGACCCAGACUAAGACAAACAAGACCUAAAAGGGAUUUUCAGUGGUGUGUCAGUAUCGACUCUUCGGUUUACUCCAGGCUUACCAGCCUAUAUUGGUUUAACAUUCAAUCGUAUCCUUAAAAUGCGUAUGAGUAAGAUAUUCUCAGAGCUGUUGCAGCGUGCUGGUGACCUAGCGAGAGCACCUGUUAGCUGUGCAGCAGUUAACUGCAGUUCAGGUUCUGCAACCAGUACUGAAAAGAAAAGAAGAGUAAAGCAGCACAGAUCUCCAGGUUGGGAGACUCUGUCCUGGGAGGAAAGGUUAGCUGAUAUUGUGACUCCUCUGUGGAGACUGGGGUAUGAGGAGCAGCUCCAGUGGAAACAGGAACAGCAGCUCAAAAUCUUGCUUCAGAUGUCAAAUGUGGUGGGCACAUGCAAUAAGGGGGAGCUUACUUUUCCUCUACUGCCCAUAGUCCCCUCUCCAGUGAGGGAUGGAUACCGCAAUAAAUCAACAUUCUCCGUCAACAGAGGAGUCGAUGGAAAUCCAAAGACUGUAGGGCUUUACAUAGGCACUGGGAAAGGUCGGAACAUUGUCUGUGUUCAUGGUGACCAUCUGCUUAACAUGCCAUCAAAUCACAAAUUGGUUGGAAGGUGUUAUGAAGAUUUUAUACGUGCCUCACCACUGAAGCCGUGCAUUCUGUUUCAUGAUGGGGGGCACUGGAGAGAAAUUACAGUGAGAACAAACUCUGCUGGUAGCACUAUGGCUAUAGUGUACUUCCAUCCACAAAACCUGACGUCUGAAGAGUUGAGUGUCCAUAAAGCAGCUGUAGUAGAGUACUUCACAAAAGGUCCUGGGGCCGUUUGCCAGCUGGACUCUCUUUAUUUCCAGGAAAGUACCAUGACCCGAUGUAGUCACAAAGAGUCUCCAUACCAGCUUCUGCAUGGGGUACCUCAUAUCUACGAGGAGAUCCUUGGCUUCAAGUUCCGCAUCUCUGCAGAUUCCUUCUUUCAGGUGAACAGAGGUGCAGCUGAGGCCCUGUAUAAUACUGUAGCAGAGCUGAACAAGGCCUGUGGGAAUGGAACUCUCUUGGAUGUGUGCUGUGGUACAGGAGCUAUUGGUAUUUCAUUAUCCUCAAGAAUGAAGAAGGUCAUUGGGGUUGAGCUCAUUGAGCAGGCUGUGGAGGAUGCGAAACAUAAUGCAGCACUAAAUGGCAUUGAGAACUGUGAGUUUCUCUCUGGAAAAGCAGAGGUUAUUCUUCCAAAACUGAUACCCACUUUGUGCUCUGAUGGGGGGCUCACAGCUAUUGUGAAUCCUUCUAGGGCAGGCCUGCAUUAUAGAGUGAUCCGUGCCCUGCGGAACCACUCAGAUAUACAGAGACUUAUCUACAUAUCCUGCAAACCAGAAGGAGAAGCAAUGAGGAACUUCAGGGAGCUUUGUGGGAAAUCAGAUUGGCAGAAGAAGAUCACUGGAGAGGCCUUUACACCAACUAUAGCUGUCCCAGUGGACAUGUUUCCACACACACCUCACUGUGAAUUGGUGCUUGUCUUUGAACGAUAACCAAAAACCUCAUCCCUGAUCAGGAAAAAAUAAAUCAUGUUUUAGAGUAGAAUUCCUAAUGAAUAUUGACAUACAUAUUAACCAAGGACUGGAAGUGUUGCUGGUACUUUUAAAGAAUUUUGCAGUUUAACAUGUUUAGAAGAGACUAUGGUUUAUCGCUUCAUGUUUUAUUUGCUAAUGUCAUUUCCUGUAUUUUUAUGACAAUCUCACACAAUUUAUUGUGUAAUACAUUUAAUUACAAGCAUAUUUCAAAGGAAGCCAACACUGUAAAGUUGUUUAUAGUGGUCAAGUUUCAUUGUCGCUGCAUAAAACCUGUUUCUUUAGUCCAGAAUGCUGAUCCCAUGUGUUUCUCAUUUGGUUUAAUAAUGCACAUGCAUGUUCAGCAUAACCAUUACACAUAGU